Molecule: messenger RNA, 2096 nt
Organism: Sarcophilus harrisii (Tasmanian devil)
Lineage: Eukaryota; Metazoa; Chordata; Mammalia; Dasyuromorphia; Dasyuridae
Gene: LHFPL1
Product: LHFPL tetraspan subfamily member 1
Exons: 6
Coding region: 317-1369 (350 amino acids)
Cellular component (GO): membrane
Source: RefSeq, a predicted model, not a curated record
CCUCUCGGCUAAAGGAGCGCUCGGCCGCCGGCCGUCAGUGGCAGAGCGCAGCCCGCCUCCCAGCCCGAGAACUUGGCCCCGAGCUCGCGCCCAGCCCCCAGACGGACCCGCCGGGCCGAGCCCGGCCCCUCGGGCGCCGACGCCGCCAGCCUGCGGAUAAGGAACCGGGCUGAGGCCGGGAGAAGAGGCUCGGCCAGGGUCCCGCCAGUCGGCGCCAGGCUCAGAGCCGGCCCUUUGCCUCCAAGUCCGGGCCAGAGAAUCAAAAGGAUGACGGGGCCUCUUUAGCGCGCCCCCCCCCCCCGGGGCCCCUGCCAGAAUGCUCCCCCUCCCCCCGCGUGCCGGCCGAGCCCGGGGGCAGGCCCUCGAGGCCCGGAGCGCCCUGGCUUCCCGCGCGGGCCCGCUGCGCUUUUGGACAGCUCCAGACGUGCCGAUUUGCCCUGACGUGAGGGCGAACCCCGCGCUCCUGAUGCCCCGGCGCCGGCUGCUGCCUUGUACCCGGGUGCAGCGUGCUACCCAUCACCACCUCGCUGCCCCUAAUUCUGCUAUGUGGUCCCGCCAAGAGCUAGCUGUGGGAACUUGGGCAACAGCAGGGAGAAGCUCCCUCAGCACCACGGGCGAGGAAGCCCAGAAGGGCCCGGAGCCGGCGUCUGCCCCGGAGCACAUCCCGCUUUGCCCCGAGGCUCGUGGGCCGGUGGGGGCGCUCCUGUGCGGUUCCAGUCGGCGUGUGGAGAGUAUGAAGGGAAGCCUCACCCUGGUGGGCAUCCUGUGGGCAGUGCUGUCGCUGCUCACGGCCGUGGCCAGCACCGCCAGCUACUUCCUGCCCUACUGGCUCUUCGGCUCCCAGCUGGGGAAGCCGGUGUCCUUCAGCAUGUUCCGGCGCUGUAACUACCCCGUCCGGGGCGAGGGCCGCGGCCUGGUCAUGGUGGAAGAGUGUGGCCGCUACGCCAACUUCGAGGCCAUCCCCAGCCUGGCCUGGCAGAUGUGCACCGUGGUGACGGGCACCGGCUGUGCCCUGCUGCUCCUGGUGGCGCUGGGGGCCGUCCUGGGCUGCUGCAUGGACGAGCUCAUCUCCAGGAUCAUGGGCCGCUGCAUGGGAGCCGCCCAGUUUGUGGGAGGUCUGCUGAUCGGCGCCGGCUGUGCCUUGUACCCCCUGGGAUGGAACAGCCCUGAGGUGAUGCAGACCUGUGGCAACGCCUCCAGCCAGUUUCAUUUAGGUACCUGCCAGCUGGGCUGGGCGUACUACUGCGCCGGGGGAGGAGCCGCGGUGGCCAUGCUGGUCUGCACCUGGCUCUCCUGCUUCGCUGGAAAACUUCCCAAGCCCAUCGUGAAUUCCUACACCAUGGAGCUGGAGCACUGCCUCCACCCCUGAGCCAGCCGGCCGCUCCCGGUCUCGGGGUGCUAGGGGAGGGCGUGGCUGUGAGGAGCUCCAAGGUUUUCUUCCUACCAGCCGCCCACCCCCCAAGUCUUAGCCUUCCUCUUUCCUUUUCACUCGCCCCAAAGCCAAGCGGUUAGGAGCAGUUUAAUGUAUCGGUGUCAUAUACGGCUCUUCUACUUUCAGUCUUUCCCUCCUCCCCCUUCCCCUUGAGGUCUCCGGGAUGAGGGCUCCCUUUCCCCCAAACCCCACAAUGUUCCUCCACCCAAACCCAUCAGUACUUCCCUGGACACUUAUUAACCAUUAUUCCCAUAUAAUAGGUACAAGUAUCCUUUCCUAUUGGUCUAGGGUCCGGAAGCCCUCCCAGCAUCCCGCCCGGCAGCACUCUUGCACCAGCAUCUGCCACGGGGCGGCUUCCCCCUCACCUCCCAAACGAGGGCCCCCUCCACACGUCCUGCUCCCGUAGGACGAUGGUUACUGUGGCUCUGCCCACUCUGGAAUCGCUGCAGAUAGACACGCGAAUGUCAGACACAACAGGGAGGUCAGCAGGCUGGCUCUCUGACUUCCUACGUCAAGCAGUGGAAGCUUCUGAGUGGGGUCGGCAGGGGAUGAGAGGCGAGCUCAAGUGUAGUGAAGGCUCUGCUGGGAGUUGCUUUCAUCCUGCCCUCCCUUACUGUGGUGCCCUCCUUUGCCUCAGUUUCCCUGUCUAAAAUAAGGAGAGGUU